GUGCCAACUGCCAAGUGCCAGGGUGCGCUUUCUCUCUGUGAAAACAAAUGGAAGCGGUUAGAAGUUGAGCUCCGAUAUUUCUUAGAUUAACGUUUAUUAGCAGUAAUUAGUGUUAAGAGUAAAUGCGUGCGUGUUUUAUUCAAAGGCUUGUGUGUAUUUAAUUAGAAUAGUGUAGCAGAUCCGUGAUCGAAUAUGGUGCGAAGUAGCGACAAGGACAGACAUCAUCGGCGGAGAUCAAGAUCGCGAUCGAGAUCGAGAUCGGGCGAACCCGAUAAGAAACGACGACGUUCCAGAAGUAGGGAACGAGAAAGGGACAGAGACAAGGGACGACAUCGAGAGCGGAGGAGUCGUUCGCGAGACAGAGAAAGGGAAAGGAGCGACAGGAGAGAGCGUUCCGAGAGGGACAAGGAUCGCGAAAGAAAACGUGGAGACAGUAAAGAAAAGCGUCUUACAGGCUCGAAAUCCUCGCGCUCUGGCAAAGAACGAUCAAACAGGUCUCGUUCGCGUGAUCGAAAGGAUAAAGAAAAGGGGGACAAUGAGGAAUUACCUUUUGAUCACACAAAGUUAGACAAGGAGGAAGAGCAGAAAAGACUGGAAUUGGAAAUGCAAAAGAGAAGGGAGAGGAUAGAACGAUGGCGUGCAGAAAGGAAGAAGAAAGAACUUGAAGCGACCAAAAAAGACGGUAAGACAUCUAUUUUGGCAAAUCUUCAGCUACCCAUGAAAAAGUGGUCCCUUGAGGAUGAUAGUGAUGAAGAGACUCCUGUGGUACAGAAUAACAAAGAGGCAAAAGAAGAAGGUGUAAAGGAAGAAAUUGAGGAAUUGAAGGAAGAGGUAAAAGAUGAAGAGGAGGAGAUUGAUCCACUUGACGCUUUCAUGGCAGAGGUUCAAGAAGAAGUUAGAAAAGUGAAUAAAGUUGAUGGCAAAGCUCCGAAAAAUGCCAACAAUGGCUCUAAUUCUGCAUCGCAGAGUGGUGGUGUUGUCAUUAUGACUGGAGUAGCUAAGAAAAAAGUACAGAAACAGAAAGGAGAAUUGAUUGAACAAAAUCAAGAUGGAUUGGAGUAUUCGAGCGAAGAAGAAGGUGAGAAUCUUCACGAGACCGCGGCUGGCAUAGCAAACAAACAGAAGAGAGAAUUAGCUAAAGUUGAUCAUGCUACAACAGAGUAUCAACCAUUCCGAAAGUCUUUUUACGUCGAAGUGCCUGAGAUUGCAAGAAUGACACCAGAAGAAGUGGAAGUAUACAAGGAAGAAUUGGAAGGUAUUCGCGUGAAAGGUAAAGGUUGUCCUAAGCCCAUCAAAUCCUGGGCACAAUGUGGCGUGACCAAAAAAGAAUUAGAAGUAUUAAAGAAACUUGGUUAUGAGAAACCGACGCCCAUUCAGUGCCAGGCAAUUCCGGCAAUCAUGUCCGGUCGUGAUCUGAUAGGUAUAGCAAAAACCGGUAGCGGAAAAACGUUAGCUUUUUUGUUACCGAUGUUUCGUCACAUACUCGAUCAACCACCGUUGGCCGAUGGUGACGGACCAAUCGCGUUGAUUAUGACUCCGACUAGAGAAUUGUGCAUGCAAAUCGGCAGGGAUUCGAAAAAAUUUACAAAAUCGUUGGGUCUUUCGCACGUGUGCGUUUAUGGCGGAACUGGCAUUUCUGAGCAAAUAGCAGAGCUUAAGAGAGGAGCUGAAAUCAUCGUAUGCACACCGGGAAGGAUGAUCGACAUGCUUGCUGCUAACAGCGGACGAGUGACCAAUUUACGUCGAGUAACGUAUGUAGUGCUUGAUGAGGCCGACAGGAUGUUUGACAUGGGUUUUGAGCCGCAGGUGAUGCGUAUUAUGGAGAAUGUAAGACCGGAUAGACAGACGGUGCUAUUUAGCGCGACGUUCCCGCGACAAAUGGAGGCGCUGGCUAGAAGAAUACUAACGAGACCGGUCGAGGUACAGGUCGGUGGACGUUCUGUCGUUUGCAAGGAUGUGGAACAACAUGUGGUUGUACUCGAGGAGGACCAGAAGUUCUACAAGUUGCUUGAAAUUCUUGGGCAUUAUCAAGACAAAGGCUCCACUAUUAUAUUCGUAGACAAGCAAGAGAACGCAGAUACGUUGCUCAAAGAUCUCAUGAAGGCUUCGUAUUCCUGCAUGUCUCUUCACGGUGGUAUAGAUCAAUGCGAUCGAGAUUCAACUAUAUUGGACUUCAAAGCAGGACGAACAAAAUUGCUCGUAGCCACAUCCGUCGCCGCUAGAGGUUUGGAUGUCAAGCACUUGGUAUUGGUCGUUAAUUACGAUUGCCCUAAUCACUAUGAGGAUUACGUACAUAGAUGUGGUAGAACUGGUCGAGCCGGAAAUAAAGGGUAUGCGUACACUUUUAUUACAUCGGAACAAGAACGUUACGCCGGCGAUAUUUUACGUGCGCAUGAGUUAGCCGGUGUACCCGUCCCAGAACCUUUACGUCAAUUAUGGGAAGGUUACAAAGCCCGUCAAGCCGCGGAUGGAAAGAAAGUUCAUACCGGAGGUGGAUUCAGUGGCAAAGGAUUCAAAUUCGACGAAUCGGAAGCCGCAUUAGCGAACGAGAAAAAGAAAUUCCAGAAGGCGGCCUUAGGUUUGCAAGAUUCCGACGACGAGGAUAUAGAAAACGAUAUUGAUCAACAGAUCGAGAGUAUGCUGGCACCUAAGCGAACAGUUCGUGAAAUAGCCAAACCGACUGCGACCAGUAUUACCGUGCCCGGUCAGCCGAUACCAAGUGCCACCGAUAAGUUGGAAUUGGCCAGAAGAUUGGCGUCAAAGAUAAAUAUUGCGAAGAAUCUGGGUGCCGAGGCGAAAGGCGCUACUCAACAAGCAGCAGAAGCCAUACUCAAGGGUGCAGGACCUACGAAUCUUAUUACGGCAAAGACAGUUGCGGAACAACUGGCGGCGAAGUUGAAUACUAAAUUGAAUUAUCAGCCGCGCGAGGAAGAUCUCGUGGAAAGCGAUGUGGAAACGGGCGAGCAGACAUUCCGCAAAUAUGAAGAAGAGCUUGAGAUCAACGACUUCCCACAACAAGCGAGAUGGCGAGUCACGAGCAAGGAGGCUCUUGCUCAGAUCUCGGAAUAUUCUGAGGCGGGUCUGACAGUGAGAGGAACGUAUAUCGCGCCUGGUAAAACGCCACCGGAAGGCGAGAGAAAGUUAUACUUGGCAAUAGAGUCGACGAGCGAGUUAGCGGUUAGCAAAGCCAAAGCGGAAGUGUCCCGGCUCAUCAAAGAGGAACUUAUUAAACUACAAGCGUCUGGCGCUCAUACGGCGUCGCGAGGUCGAUACAAAGUUUUAUAAAGUUUUGAGAUCAUUUUGAUGAGAUAUGCUGAAAUAAGGAUAUCAUGUCAUACAUUGGAUGCAUAAGGUAAAAGUUUAGAAAUUUAUUAUACAUGCAAACGACUGUUUUUAACAGACAGUAUAAUAACAAAAUAUACUUAACGACUAUGAGAG
Molecule: messenger RNA, 3438 nt
Organism: Solenopsis invicta (red fire ant)
Lineage: Eukaryota; Metazoa; Arthropoda; Insecta; Hymenoptera; Formicidae
Gene: Prp5
Product: probable ATP-dependent RNA helicase DDX46
Exons: 8
Coding region: 193-3285 (1030 amino acids)
Biological process (GO): mRNA splicing, via spliceosome
Cellular component (GO): nucleus
Molecular function (GO): ATP binding; RNA helicase activity; nucleic acid binding
Source: RefSeq, a predicted model, not a curated record